GAAAUUCACACCCUUCAUCCAGCCUUGAUGCGGAUUCAUGCCCAAAGCUCGCAAGAGAAAAGUACCCGUCACUACAACUAGCAAUCAUUCAGGAAAUGCCUCGUCGAGCAAGCCCCAGGCUAGCCGGACAGUCAUUCGACAGUUCCAUGUGCUGCUGAAGCAACAAGCCCAGCUGAAUGAUGCCCAGAAACUAGCGGAAAUCCAGCGCCAAAUCGACGAGCUUGGAGGAAUCGACUGCUAUCAGAGCAUGUCGGCUAUUGGGCAGGGCAAAGAUAGAGGAGGGGGUAGUGAAAAGGUGCUUAUUGGGUGGUUGAAGGAGUUGGGAUGCGGAGGGCAGAAAAAACUCAAAUUACUUGAAGUAGGCGCGCUUCUUCCAGAUAACUACAAGUCUUGCUCCUCGUGGAUCGAUGCGACGCCUAUGGACCUGCAUUCUCGCCAUCCUUCUAUCAUCGAACAGGAUUUUCUGCUCAUGGACGAAGCAGAGAACUGCGAGAAAUGGGAUAUUAUCAGCUUGAGUCUCGUUCUCAACUUUGUCCCAAGGCCAGAAAACCGGGGUCGCAUGCUGCGUUUAGCUCACAGUAUGCUUCCGUACGGGGGGAAGCUCUUUCUAGCGCUGCCCCUCCCGUGUGUAACCAAUUCGCGUUACUUGGACUUCGACCGCCUCCGUGAUCUCAUGCGGGUCGUCGGCUUCGUAGAAGUCAAGCAGAGAUGGAAGGAAACAGGAAAGAUGGCUUAUUGGCUGUACACCAAGGAGGAUCCAAUUGCAGCGCAGGGCGCUUUCACAAAGAAGUCGGUCUUGCGACAGGGAAAUCGGAAUAAUUUCUGCGUGUUGCUGUAAAUCCGUGUUUCUAUGCAAAGAGUAGUAAUUUAUUAUUCAAAUGGUGUCAUGUACGCUGUGUUAGCGUCUUCUUUAACAGUAAAUUCUGCCUCUCCAGCGUCUCUACUUUAGUCUGUGCCACCUUAGCCUUAUUCAAAAUAUA
Guyanagaster necrorhizus is the source of this 980-nucleotide messenger RNA. RefSeq names its product nucleolus protein. Bases 38 to 838 code for a protein of 266 amino acids. The transcript is spliced from 5 exons. Gene Ontology annotation, molecular function: rRNA (adenine) methyltransferase activity. NCBI's taxonomy places the organism in Eukaryota, Fungi, Basidiomycota, Agaricomycetes, Agaricales, Physalacriaceae. The record is from RefSeq and is a predicted model, not a curated record. Gene Ontology annotation, cellular component: nucleolus.